AGCAGAUUUCGUGCCCUUGUAUUGAACGUUUUUCGUGCAUUAAGGGAGGAGAUAAACACCAAACGUGAAACGUCGCCAACUUCCAUUAAAACCGGCAGUUUUGAUCUCUCUCCGGUGGACUCUUCAUCUAAAGAAGUGUAUGCAACUUGUAAGUAUUCGAUCAUGAGGACUGCUACGAGAUCUAGUGUAGAUACAAUUAGUGAUUUGCCUUGUAACGUUCUGGAUGGAAUAUUAGGGUGCUUGCCUCUGAAAGAUGCAGUGAAGACUAGUAUCUUGUCAAGAGACUGGAGGUAUAAAUGGGUUACACGUCAAGAGCUUGAGUUUGAUUAUCAAUUUUUUGUGACGUAUGCAUGUAAUCAAGCUACGGCAAUCAUUUACCAAGUCCUAUUACUCCAUAAAGGACCAAUACUUAAGUUUAGUCUUGGGGGCUCUAACUUGACAAUAUAUCCUGAUAUUGAUCACUGGAUACUUUUCUUGUCAAAGAAAAAUGUUCAAGAAUUCACCCUUUGCGGAAACAGCUUAAACAACAGAUAUCAUUUACCUUCUCACUUUUUCACGUUCCAUCACCUAAGGCAUCUGAAAGUUGAUCGAUGCUCGUUCCAUCCUCCACCCGGUUUCAAAGGGUUUGAGAAGCUUAUUAAUCUUGACCUUCAUUUUGCCACUUUUGAUCCAGCAAUACUUGGGAAUCUUAUUUUCAGAUGCCCAUUGCUUGAAAGAUUGACGUUGAGAUGGUGCACAAAUUUUGACACCCUUGAAAUUGAUGCACCUAAUCUCAAAUGCUUUGACUUUAGAGGAAAUUCAAAGUCCAUUUGCUUCAAGAACGCCCCUAUGCUCGAGAAACUUAUUGUGCAUCUCAAUUCACGAGUUUCGAUGGUUGCAUCUCCUGUUUGUUCCAAUAUUACAAAGUUCUUCUGUCACAUGCCAUGCCUAAUGCAACUGGAUAUAAGUGGUCAUUUAUUGGAGUACUUAACAAUGGGAGGUCUGCCGGAGAAUCAUCUGACUGCUCUGAACAAUGUCAAAUCUUUCAGUGUUCGGGCAAUGUUCUUCAGAAGCAUUAAACAUGUUUCGGGUGUUAUUUACUUGAUUACAAGCUUCCCCAAAUUACAAAAUUUGACUAUUGAAUGUGGAAUGAAAAGUGAAGCUGUGGAACCUGUUGUACAAUACUUACAAAACCAAUCAAGCUUGUGUGGUGCUGUGAAGCUGCUUCAAAAAGUACAUAUGAGUAUGUUUAGUGGUCGUGAGGUGGAAAUGGAAUUUCUGAGGCUUAUAUUAGUGUCUGCUCCUGUACUUGAGGAAAUUUCCGCUUGGAAUUAUGAACAUCUCCUUUGUCUGUCGGGUAGAGAAAUUAUGGAUAAUAUGAAACAAUACCAACGAGCAUCACCCAAUGUUAAAUUCAUAGUUGAUGAAAUUGUGGUAGAAGAUGCUUUACUAUGAGUUGAGCAUCACCACACCUUGAAUGUGGUUUGGAUUGGGGCUCGGGUGGUACAUCUGAGGACCAGAUGAGGAGCAGGUUCUAGGGCGAGUGGCGGAAGUUGAACCUCAACUUUGGAUUCAAGUUGUAUACUACAUCAGUACUCAGUAGUGUAGAUAACAUUUAUAUUAUAGUGAGCUAUUAGUAUUAAUAUAUAUACUCCAUCCGCCUCAAAAUAUUUGUCGUUCUUAAUAGAAGUAAGUAUUUGUUAUG
Solanum tuberosum (potato) is the source of this 1684-nucleotide messenger RNA. Its product is annotated as F-box/FBD/LRR-repeat protein At1g13570-like. The transcript has 4 exons. Bases 163 to 1434 code for a protein of 423 amino acids. The record is from RefSeq and is a predicted model, not a curated record. Gene Ontology annotation, molecular function: protein binding. NCBI's taxonomy places the organism in Eukaryota, Viridiplantae, Streptophyta, Magnoliopsida, Solanales, Solanaceae.